Pisolithus orientalis is the source of this 1133-nucleotide messenger RNA. RefSeq lists its product as uncharacterized. Gene Ontology annotation, biological process: S-adenosylmethionine biosynthetic process. The transcript has 9 exons. The coding region runs from base 52 to 942 and encodes 296 amino acids. The record is from RefSeq and is a predicted model, not a curated record. NCBI's taxonomy places the organism in Eukaryota, Fungi, Basidiomycota, Agaricomycetes, Boletales, Pisolithaceae. Gene Ontology annotation, molecular function: methionine adenosyltransferase regulator activity. Gene Ontology annotation, cellular component: methionine adenosyltransferase complex.
AAGCUCAUCCACGGAUCCACCACCUGCGAUAAGCUCCAGCGGCCGUCGAACAUGGCGAAAAGAGUUUUGGUAACAGGAGCUUCAGGAGUUCUCGGCAGUGCUGUAUAUGACGCUUUCCGUGCUGGCCCCCACACUGUUCUCGGUCUUUCCCACUCCCGAGCUAUGGGAAACCUGGUACGAGCUGAUCUUACCCAGGUAGACCAUACCAGACGGCUUUUCGAAGAAUUCAAACCAGACUGGGUCAUUCACUGUGCAGCUGAGAGGAGGCCAGACGUCGCCGAGAAAGAUCCCGAAGGCGUUGCCAAAUUGAAUGUGGAUGUGCCUCGACACCUUGCUAUACUGGCCAACGACCUCCGCUUUACUUUGGUGUGCAUAUCUACUGAUUACGUUUUCGAUGGCAGGUCGCCCCCUUAUCACCCAUGGUCAGAGCCAAACCCACUGCAGCUUUAUGGAAUGAGCAAGCGAGAUGGCGAAAUUGCCGCCCUCUCUGUUGAUGCUGCAACAGUUAUUGUUCUCCGAGUCCCCGUAUUGUAUGGCCCAGCACCCAAAAAUUCUGAUUCUGCAAUCAAUAUUCUCCUUGACGUCGUUGAGGAUCAGUCUGGAAAGAAAUACAAGAUGGACCACUAUGCUACUCGAUACCCUACGAAUGUCUUAGACAUUGCCGCUUUUUUGGUUCGUUUGUUGGACCGCUUCCCUCGUAUAAUUCACUAUUCCGCACCAGAACCAUUCACCAAAUACGAGAUAUGCUUAAUGUUCGCCAAAAUUCUGGGCCUUCCUCAUCACCAUAUCGUUCCAGACGACUCACCACCCAGUGACGCCACUCCCCGCCCUCGCGACUGCCGUCUGUCCACUAAAGAGACAGAAGAACUGGGUGUGGAGGGCAGUUUGGGCUGUUGCAAGUUUGAGGAGUGGUGGAUCGGUUAUAUGAAUGCAAUUCAGUAGAACGGUGGCGCGGCGGAAGGUCAGCGUGUUCUAAGCAAAUUGUAUCCAUGGGUUAUUCAGCAGUAAUGCAAACACAGGCAGAUGGUGCAUCACAUUCGUGCUAUAGCAUCAUGUACUUGUAAGCUUGAUUUCAGAAUACUACGAGGUGGUUCUCGAUAUUCCACCCAGCGGCCUUGAGUCCUGGCUUCACA